UUUUUAGUAAACUUCAUCAUACCCAUACACGCGUAUAACUGUGAUUCUUUUUUCCAUCUCUUUCUCGCGGGGGGAGGCUCUACUUAUGCAUUACAUUUAACACAUACACGCGAAACGACGUGUUAGUCUCUUCGGCGAGUCGCGCGAUACACGGGACUCCCGAACGUAUUUGAGUGUUCCCGAUAUACACUCGAAUAGCUGUCAAAAAGUUGCAGCCGAGUAACAGUUCGAUUUCGGAGUUCGGCUUGGAUUGACACACACACACAGACACGCAUGGACAGAGGCCACGUGCAUUUAUAAGUUUGUCGUCGUCGUUCGUUCUCCGAUUGAGUUUAUUGCACAGUGCUGAAAGACAAUACGACGACAACAACAACGCAGGAUCCUAACCUCUAGCAGACAAGAAUGGUGUUGGUUUUGAACGGGAUCCCCCAGGAGGAGGUCCCCUGCACCAGCCGCGAUCUCUACAAUGCCCACCCGGUGUAUCGGGAGUCGGCCAAUCAGCUGCACAUGGUGCCGACGAAGCUGGUCGGACCCGCGGGUCUGCUCUACGUACAGCAGCGGGAGAUGGCCGCCACACUGCCCCAAGACAAAAACGUGACGAUACUCGGCACCGACGAUGUAACGACUUGCGUCAUUGUCAUAGUCAGGCACGGUGGCUCCGGAGCGGUGGCUCUGUCGCAUCUCGACGGUUCCGGCACCGAGCAGGCCGUCUGCCACAUGAUAGCGAGGGUGUCCGAGCUGAGCAUCGGCUUCCCCGAGGGUCGCAUAGAGCUCCAGCUGAUCGGCGGCUACGCCGAUCCCCGAAAUUAUUCCGAGCAGUUGUUCCACAGCAUAUUGUCUUGUUUUCACAAAUUACCGAUAGAGAUUUACCUGACGUUAUGCUGCGUGGGCGAGCUGAACACGACCUUCCGCGCGGGCAUACACUGGCCGAUGAUCUACGGCCUCGGCAUCAACGUGACGACCAGCGAAAUUUUCCCCGCGACCUUCCCCGACAAGGGACCCGAGCAGCCCCUGAGGUCGGCCCGACAUUUCACCGGUGGACAGGAGGUGCUGGACAUCUAUGAUUAUACUCUUGGCCUUUUGAAAAUUGGCCCUUUCAACUAUAGCCCGUCGCGAGGUGUCAAUCUCUGGCUGUCUCGAUCGGAUCAAUUCAUUUUGCAACAUCUGUCGACUUCUCCGGACGUCGAACCACCUCAUUUUGUUUCUAACAUCCGAGCGACGCUCAAAUACAUACAAGAAAAUCCAUUUCCAUCCGUCACCGUGUUCAGAGACAACAAACCGCACUACUAUCGCAGGGACGAAGUAACUGGCUGCUGGCAACCAAUACGCUACUAGACUUUCGUGUUAAAAAAAAAAAAAAAAAUUAGCUCAUAAUCAUGUACUAGUUCGACUGGAAAAUUACAGCUGCUCCGGAAGUAUUUAAUUGAAAAUAAUUAUUUUUAAUAUCACUUAAUCGAGUCAGUGGCGAGCUCUUGUUUGAGUUUAAACGAAAACGUAUCAUUGUAAAAAGUAUCGUCAUAAUAUUGUUAAUCCGAUUCAAAAUCGGUGAAAUUCUCUUUGAUAAUACAAAAAUAACAACAGUUUGUUGAAACUAUUGAAUUUAUAGAGAAUUUAUCAAAUGAAAGAUCUAAAAUUGCUACAAAUUAUCAAAUUACAUUUAGAUCUAAAUUGUUGAAUUUCAAUUUAUGUUGAUUGUUAGACAUUCAUCAUAAUUCAUCUAAUCAAUCAUUCACAUUUUUAUUAGUUAUCGAUGUAGUUAAUUUUAAUAAUGAUUAUUUUGUUCACGAUGAAUAGAAUUUUUCUAUUAAAAAUAGAGUAAUACUUUAAUAAGUGUUAAUGUACAUAACAAUAAUACUUUUGAACUCGAUUGCAUUGAUCGCAUACGAGGUAUUUGUAAAUAUGUUAUUUAAAAAGUAAUAAGUUUGAUUUAUUGUGAGUUUAUUACAAAGUACUGUAUGCAUACGUUUAUGUUAUUGUAAAAAUAUUUGUAAUAAAUUUUAUACUAAAAGUAA
This is a messenger RNA of Trichogramma pretiosum, 2012 nucleotides long. It is a transcript of the gene Ntan1, whose product is annotated as protein N-terminal asparagine amidohydrolase. Gene Ontology annotation, cellular component: nucleus. The record is from RefSeq and is a predicted model, not a curated record. Gene Ontology annotation, molecular function: protein-N-terminal asparagine amidohydrolase activity. Lineage: Eukaryota; Metazoa; Arthropoda; Insecta; Hymenoptera; Trichogrammatidae. Gene Ontology annotation, biological process: ubiquitin-dependent protein catabolic process. Bases 403 to 1335 code for a protein of 310 amino acids. The transcript is spliced from 7 exons.